Molecule: messenger RNA, 765 nt
Organism: Anisakis simplex (herring worm)
Lineage: Eukaryota; Metazoa; Nematoda; Chromadorea; Rhabditida; Anisakidae
Source: the annotation of a GenBank genome assembly
AUCAACCAAGGCUAUCAGUUGCUAUCGCAAAUCGUUCCAACAGCACCGUCUCGCAAACUCAGCAAGCUAGAAACCCUUCGUGAGGCAGUCCGAUAUAUUCGCCAGCUUCAAAAUGUCCUGCAAGAAAGUGACUCUGGACCAGCAUCGCCUGACUUCGACUAUUAUCAACCACCUUUGCAUCAAGAGUCCCAGCAGCCAUCUACAUACGUGCCGAGUUCGAGUAAUCAGUUACCACCGCUGAAUGAGUCUAUUUUGCUGAACUAUCAAAGAUCCAACUAUGACCAAACUUCUACAAUGAAUUACUGGGACCAGAAUGAUAAUGGUCAACUGGUCUCCCCACCAGCCUCGGAUACGAUCGAGCAGGUUGAAGUGGUAGAACGCCGAAAUGAACGUGAACGCAAACGUGUCCAUCAGGUGAACCAAGGAUAUGAACUGUUAUCUAGAAAGGUACCAUACUCAAAAUCUAAAUCGAAAAAGUUGACUAAAGUGGAGACUUUACGAUACGCCGUUCAAUACAUACGGCACUUGGAACGUCUUCUGCGCGACUCCGAGAACACCUCCUCUUAUCCAUCAACUAAUGAGAAUUCACCAACAACGAAAAACACACUCAAGGAAAUCACAUCAAGCAGUCCAAUAACUGAUCCAUAUUGGCGAUCGUUAACGUUGAACCUUUCGAAUCAUAAUAUGUUCGAUUCGCCAUAUCCAUAUCACACUUCAGCACCUCUUUAUCCACCCUGCUUCAGUUUUAGACAAAUCAAUGAUUGA